GAGCCCACUAAUCUUACCUUAGUAAUUAUACCUCAAGUUAUAACGUGGAAGGAGCUUUUAUUUUGACUACAGCCAUGGAUAUAUCUCAGCAAAACCACACUGAAUGUACCUUUGGCAGGGAAAAAGAGCCAAUCUGCAAAAAUAUUUUGAACGAUUUACCAAGGGAGUUUGUAUCAUCCCAGGCAAAAGUGGUUAUUAAAACUACUGAAGAUUACUUGCAACCUCAGUUUGGCCCCAACGGACGUUUGCAUUCAGCGGCAGUAUCAGAAGGGUCGGGACUUCAAGAUUACUCCACACAUCAAACAGUAUCAGAUCAUAGUCGUGAUGAAAUAUCAGACCUAGAUAGCUACAAAUCAAACAGUAAAAACAAUUCUUGUUUUAUAUCAGCAUCCAAGAGAAACAGACCUGUCAGUGCUCCAGAGGGUCAACAGAGAGUUACACCGUUCUCUUCUUUAAAGUUUCAUUCAGCACAAAAUCGUCAUAGAUUGUUGCAAAGACUCAAACAUCAACCAAAAGUGAUUAAAGUAACAGCUUAUAAAAAUGGAUCUAGAACAGUCUUUGCCAGAGUUACUGUACCAACCAUCACCCUGCUGCUGCAGGAAUGCACAGAAAAACUGAAUCUGAACAUGGCUGCACGAAGAGUAUUCUUGGCAGAUGGCACUGAAGCCCUCGAACCUGAAGAUAUACCCCAUGAAGCCGACAUUUAUGUUUCAACAGGAGAGCCCUUUUUAAACCCAUUCAAAAAAAUGAAAGACCAUCUGUUGUUAAUGAAGAAAGUAACUUGGACAAUGAAUGGGCUGAUGCUUCCUACUGAUGUCAAAAGACAGAAAACCAAGCCUGCACUUUCCGUAAGGAUGCAGAAACUUACUGAGAAGCCCUCAAUCCGAAUUCUGUUCUUCAAGAAUGGCAUGGGGAAGAAUGGCCAUGAGAUUGCAGUGGGAAAGGAAACAAUGAAAAAGAUUUUAGAUAUUUGCACAAUGAGAAUGAAUCUAAAUACACCAGCCAAAUAUCUUUAUGAUUUGUAUGGCAGAAAAGUUAAAGAUAUUUCAAAAGUUUCUCUGCUUGAAAAAUGCCUGCAGAAUUCCAUCACACCUUUGCGGGGACCAGUUUGGGUCUCUAAGGGAGAAGGUUUCAGCCCCUCAGGAGCUAAGAUGUACAUUCAAGAAGUUCUUUUGGCCUUGUACCAACGAUUAAAGUCUGCAAAAAUAUAUUAUAAACAGUUGAACCUAGCUGUGGAUGAACAGAAAGAGAAAAUUACUGAAAAAUUUAUUCUCUCAAUGACAGCAAAGGAACACCAAAAGGCACAAGAUGAAGUGAGCAAGCUGAUUGAUGAAUUGCAGACAGCUAUCAAAAGUCACAGAGGUCAUCUCUCUAAACUUGGCCCCCAAUUACAGGCUGAGCGGGAGCAAUUCUCCUCUUAUGUCUAUAAACACAUUAAAAGCCUUCCAGCAAACACUCUUGUCCCGGGAGGCCUGCAGCUCAAGAUAUUUGAAGAUGGUAAAGACUCUGGUGAGAUAACUGUUUGUAUCAGCAAAAAAGAUUUGGGGGCCAAUAGCCUAACUCAACCUUGUGAUAUGAUGCAGAGAUUACUUCUGAAGAUUCAUCAGAGGCUUCAAGUUUCUUCUAGCAACCCAUCAGGCCUCCGUUUUUCUUCAGCCCGGCUUUUCGAUGAGCGUGGUCAAGAAAUCAAAAAUCCUCUUUUGCUGAAAAAUGAGCAGAAAAUUUGGGUCUCUUAUGGUGAAGCAUUCAGAUCUUCACUAACUCCUGUUUUGGGUUUGACCUUUGACCAAGUGGCUGCAUUUGACAAUGGAGGCAUUACAGUUGCAUAUAAAACUUUCUUGGAUCCUAACUCUGUUCUCUUACCUGGAUGUGACAAUUGGGAAGUUUGUGAAGGCUUUCCAAUUAAUUUCAACUCUACCAGUCAGCAGAUACCAGAUCAAUUUGAAAAGCUGGACUUGGAAGACCAUUUCCUGCAGAACAAGGCAGAUCCCAAUAUUGUCCUUCAUGCCUCUGUUUCCAUUGGAAAGCGAAGAGCCUUAAGUAGUGAAGUGAACAACCCAAGUCAAAUAACAUCAUUGACGCUGUGGUCCAUGGCCAGUGUGUGGCUGAUCACCAAGACUGGAAUGAUCUUGAGCCGAGCGAUAACACAGGGCUGCCUAGCUAUUGGCCAUCCAAUCCGAGUCAAGGCCGCCGAGGGAACAUUCCUAGAAGGAUAUAAAUUAAUCCUACAGAAAAGACAUCAAGGAGAUGAUUCUCAGAAGUGGGUGUUUGGAACUGAUGGCUGCAUUUAUUCGAAGGCUUAUCCACAGUUUGUUCUGACCUACCUCGAGGAGCUAAAUGCACACGUGGAUGUGACCCAGACAGAAUAUCACAUUCACCAUGGUACCUGGACCACAGCUCAUCAGGAGCAUGGCACUAGCUUAGCAGAAGAGGCUCAACCAGAUCAUGCCAGUAUUCCUAGUCUGAAACAACAGUCAGAAUCUUCAGGCACCCCUUUGAUUCCAGGAGAAGCAGGAGCUCCUGGGGAGACAGGGCAGCUGGCAGUGGCCCUGGUGAGGAAGCUGGAAAAGAAACAUCCAAAGGCUUCUGCUCAAAGAUGGGCCAUAAAACAUGAAGGAACCAAGAAACCAGGCCAGUGGAAACAUUCUAAAAUUGAAAAUCCCAUGUGGAACAAACUUGCCUACAUGUGGCCAGUCCUUCCGAAUGGCCAACUUAACGAGGAGUUUGAUUGGCCAAUAGAAGGAUUGCUAAUUCCAAACAGUCCUCCCACAAAGAAACCCACCUACAAGACACCAAGGCAUAGUGUUCCUAUACGACUCAGAAUUUUGCAAAAUGGAGAGAAGAACAAAAACAAAGCCCUUCCUAUAAUAGGUCCAGAUGUCUCACCUGAUCGAAAUGUUGACACUGAAAGGAAAGACAAUGUGAAAAAUUUUAUCACUGGUUAUUCUGAAGCAGAAACAAACCAAACUGACUUUCAGCAGCUGUUGGAAAGGUGCACGGAAAUUUUAAAUUUGCCAUCUGCAGCUCGGAGACUGUUCAAUGAAAAGGGGAAGGAAAUCUUUGCCCUUAAAGACCUACAAAGAGAUGAACUGGUAUAUGUUUCAUGUGGAGAGAACUGGAUCAAUCCUGACCUGUCUAUUGCACGGCAAAAGAAGCAAAUCUUCCUGAGGAAUCUCACUUCAGAUAUUUCUAAAAUUCAGGCCUUCUGUUGUAUGCGUAAUAUGGAGGCUCUUGUUUUAGAAGUCCAAAGUGACAUUGUGCCUGGUGCCAAGCUUGCUGUGCAUAAACCCGCAGCAAUUUUCAGAGAAGAGAAGCACAUUAUAGAACCACAGGAAGAGCCAAUGCAAAAAAAUGCUUUAACAACGGAAAAUGCUCCCAGUGAAAUUCUCGAUUCCCAUGCAAGAGCCCAUCUGCGAAUGGAGGCUUGUCACACGCUGCUCAGGUAUGCCUGGCAGGGCGCUUUCCAUGGCUUCGAUGUAGAUGGCAGUCCUCCAAAGAGAAUGGAAGAAGGAUUCUUUGACCGUGAGGAACCACAGAAGAAACACUGCCAAUUGCCAAAGCCAAGUCAAUGGCAGAAGAUUUGCCACCAGCAGUUUGAGUACCGAGACGGGCAGAUUGUAAACCAUGCUUCUCCUCAGCUAGUUGUGGGGGUACAAGGCCCCAAUCUGCGUUCAGGCAUGGAGGUUGUUUUGGUGGAGAAAAAAGCUGAUGACAAUCAUCAAUACUGGAUGCACAAGGAAGGCAGCAGGACCUUUCACCUGGUGAGUAACCCAGACCUUGUGCUGGCAGUAUCAAUGACCAUGGCUAGAAAGCAAGAUGGUGGCUAUCCAGUUAUUGUUCAGAAAUACAAACCACAUAACAAUGGAACUUCCAAUCAAAAGUGGAACUACAUAGAAAAUAAAAAAGCUUUUGAGGCCUUUCAUAGCACUGUACUGGAUAAGGAAAUCACAGCUGCCAAUUAUGCUGGUGUUUGUACAUCUUCUGUGAUUAAAGAAGAAAACAUUGAUCAACCAGGAUACUACUUUCUUUCAACUACUGCUGGAAAGAAAAAAAUAAUGCUCUGUUUGGCUUGUGCACAAUUCGCAAGAGCAGAGAAGGGACUAAAACCGUUACCUCCAGGGGUGUCAUUCCUCUGUGCCUCCGGUUUCAGGACCCAGAAGACCUUCUCAAGAGGGCCUUUUAAGGCUAUCAGUGUGGCCAAGGCUGAUUUAUCUUCUCAUGAGGCUGAGAAAACACUAAGCUAUUAUGAGGAACUACUGUUAUCUUUACGGAUGAAGACCUGCACGCGAACUGUGACGCAGAGUGGCAUGGCAGCUACGCACCAGAAGGCGGUGAAAAUAAUGGCUUACAGAAAUGGAGAUGGAUAUCGAAACGGGAAGUUAAUUGUGGCUAGAACAUUCCCCAUGCUUCUUACAGAAUGUACGAAACAACUUGGUCUUGCUAGAACAGCCUCCAGAAUAUAUACCAAAGAUGGAACCGUGGUCCUUUCUUUGCGUGACUUGGUUCUUUGGGCUCUAGAUGCAUCAUUCAUUCAGAACAAUUCUGAGGAACAAAAAAUACGUGCAGCCACUAUUGGAACAAAAGAGAGAGCCUCUAGCAGUAUGGAAGAAAACCUGAAAAUGAAAGCGAAGAGUACAUUAUUUCCAAAGUUUGCGACAUCUGAUAGUUUUGUUGGUAUCGAUAAGUCUUUGCUCACUCUUAUUCUCAGAAAUCCUAUUGCCAUCUGGGUAUCUUGUGGUGAACCAUUCAUAUCUCCAAAUGCUUUGCAGAAGGCAGAAAAAUUAGAAAAACAGAACUGGCUAAAAAAGGACAAAAUUUUGGCUGAUCUUGAGACCAUGAAACAUAUAAGGAGACAGUUAAAAGGGCGGCGAGUAGCAGCAUGCCAGCCGGCCACCAUGGUCCCCAACAAAAGCCCUGUGCAGCCAGUGGUGGUGGAAGGAGGCUGGACCGAGCAGACUCCAGAGGAAAUUAAACUCCUGGAAUGUAUAAGACACACAGAGGCACACCUCUCUGAAGUCCAAGAAAUGCAGUCCAAGAGAAAUUUUCCAGUUGCAGCUAAGAGUGUCACGUUCAAGCAGAACAAGCUCUAUAAGCAACCCAACAGCAAACGUGUUUGGGUUUAUCUAAAUGGAGGCAGACCUGAAGAUGGCACUUAUGCCUGUGGCAGAACUCUUUCAGAGCUACUAGAUGACUGCUCCUCUCGUCUCAAAAUGUCCCAGCCAGCCAGAACGCUGUACACCCCAGAUGGGGCCCUGAUUCAGUCGUGGGAUGACAUCGAACGAGACAUGGUCAUCUGUGUAUCUAAGGGGCAAGGCUUUAUAACACAAAAAGAGUUAAAGCAACUGGUGGAAAUUCGAGCGAAUUUCUCCAGGAUCAGAAGGCUGCACGGUCUGCAGGCCACAGAAAUUGUGGCAUUGCCAUCCACAAAGCUGCUGUCUCUGGUACAUCUACGUAAAUAAUUUCUAUCAAAAGCAUCAUUUUCAUGCUGUCUCUCACUGGUAUAGCCUAUAUGUAAAUAUCCAUACACAUGCUCUGAUAUUCAUCCUUUUAGUUUUAUGUAGUUUCUUUUCAAAGUGACCCUCUACUUUAUGGAGUGUCAUUUAAUGUCUCAAAUAUAUUAUAGGAAAGACAGCAACACCAAACAAAGUUGGUGUUAGGUCAAUAAAUAGAGCUAAAAGGUAAAUUUUCUGCUAGGAAAAAUUAAAGAAAAGAAAAACACUAAUUUUAAUUGAAAAUGUACAAGGC
Molecule: messenger RNA, 5745 nt
Organism: Sorex araneus (European shrew)
Lineage: Eukaryota; Metazoa; Chordata; Mammalia; Eulipotyphla; Soricidae
Gene: DCDC1
Product: doublecortin domain containing 1
Exons: 38
Coding region: 75-5459 (1794 amino acids)
Biological process (GO): intracellular signal transduction; regulation of mitotic cytokinesis
Molecular function (GO): microtubule binding
Source: RefSeq, a predicted model, not a curated record